ACUGCUAGUUUACUAAAACCCAUUCAUCUUCAGGUCUUUUCAACUUCGCUCUCUCUCUAUUGAUUCAUCUUCGUGUUAAUUAGGGUUUUCGAUUUUUCAGAAUACAUAGCAAUAAUGGGGAAAUCGAGCAGAUCCAAAGGAUCAAGUAUCAUAGGGAAAGGUGAAGUUACCCCAACGCAAAUUGCUUUUAUCGUCGAUCGCUAUCUCUACGACAAUCGAUUCUUAGAAACCCGAAACCUCUUUAGAUCUGAAGCUUCUUCUCUCAUCUCCAACUCCCCAAUUCGCCAAGUUCCGAAUAGUUUGAUGACUCUUGAUGCUAUGUUGAACCAUUACGUAUCUCUAAAGAUGCAGAAAGUGAGUCUUGAUCAAGAGAGACUGAAAUUGGAUCAAGAGAAAAUUAGGGUUCAAAAUCUGUUGCAGGGGAUGCAAAAUGUGAUGAAUUCUUACAACGCUAGCCUCACCGCUCCUCCUCCUCCUCCUCCGGCUUCAGCUCCGAUUUCUCAACAGAAAAAACACAGCAUUUCUUCUUCAGGCUUAACUCAGUACAACACACCAAAUGUUAUGUCAGUAUCAUUGCUAGGUAACAAAAGAGUCGAUUUUGGGAAUUUUUCCACACCUUCGACCAGUCAGUCUAUUACCGGGAAAAGAAAAGGUCCUGAAGUUUCUGUAAGAGCUCCUCCGGUAACUAGGAAAGCGCGGAUUUCUACAGCAACUGGGACUAAUAAGAUCCCACAAGCUGAUAAAGCAGCUAACAAUUUCUCAUCUCAAACCCCAUCUGAAGCAUUAGCAUUGGCCAAAAACUCUGCAUCUAAUGAAUUGAAUGGUCAUGGGUCAAGUGUGGUGAAGUGCUUGUUCAACAAGGCUGAUUCGUCAGUUCCAACUAGUUCAACAUGCCUUAGGACACCACAAAAACAUGCUUCUCCUGGGAGUGAUAAGUCCAACAGUCCCCAGAAAGAAGUUACUCCUACAAACUGCACAAUUGUUACAAAGGAGAGAUUCACAAUCAGCCCUCUCAAGCAAAUUACUUCUUAUUCAGUGGAAAGAAGCCAUCUUAUUUCUUCUUCGCCGGUUAAGUCUAACUCUAAGAUGUCAAAUAAGAGAGACCAUGUGAAAGGAAAGCUCAACUUUGAUGACGCUGAUACAGAAAUGUGCUUAGAGGCACCUGCCUGUACAGAUUUAGUUUCAACUUCUCCAUCCGGGUCUGAGCCAGAAGUUGAUUUAUUUGACAUGGACUUUUCUAAUCUGGAUUUCUUGGGUGAAAACUUCACACUCUCGGAGCUACUAGUUGAUUUCGAUCUUGGUUGUGAAGGAAGUACAAAUCAUUGCUUGUCACAGACCCCAAAUCAACCCAUUGAAACUGUUUCAGGGUCCUCUCCUGAAUCAGGGGAUGCUAAUCUCGAGUCUGACCAGGCCUUUUUGGAAUAUACAUCAACCGUGACUGAAGUGAUUCAAGGGAAAGACAUGAGCAGUCAAGGAGAUGAUGCCAAGACUGCUACAAAUUCCAUAACACAAUGCAAUCGUAUCUCGAAUCCUGGUACUUUCGCUUUCUCAUUCUCCAUUUGAUGUGAUCAUUCUAGAUUUUCAAGAUAUAUUGAUCAUCUCCCUAACUCGAGCCAUUCUUCUCUUAACACAGCCAAGAUUUGAAGGCAGAGAGUGACAUGACAGACAAUUGACUGAUUUUGAAGACUACCAUUGACUCCAAGACAAGACCACCAAUGCAAGAUCCUCUGCUUUUGCCUAACUAUGCUGCUCAGUGCUAAUGCUUGUAAUGAUCUGUGAAAUAUGAAAAUGCUAUCCCCUAAGGUCGCUCCUAAUUAACUAGUAUCUAUUACAUGUAUAAAUUAAACUUGGUUUG
Messenger RNA from Arabidopsis arenosa, 1855 nucleotides. The record is from the annotation of a GenBank genome assembly. Lineage: Eukaryota; Viridiplantae; Streptophyta; Magnoliopsida; Brassicales; Brassicaceae.